Alternaria atra is the source of this 978-nucleotide messenger RNA. RefSeq lists its product as uncharacterized. The transcript is spliced from 2 exons. The coding region runs from base 1 to 978 and encodes 325 amino acids. Lineage: Eukaryota; Fungi; Ascomycota; Dothideomycetes; Pleosporales; Pleosporaceae. The record is from RefSeq and is a predicted model, not a curated record.
AUGGAAUUGGUAGGGUACGCUGCAAGUAUCAGCCAGCUCGCAGUAUAUCUAACCUCGUCUGCUGUCAGCCUGAAGAAGUUAUACACUGAGCUGCGAAACGGCGAUUCCACUUAUCACAGCGAUGCGACAAACAUUGAACUUCUGCUAAAUAUAUUUCAACGUCUUCGCGACCAGAAGAUCGAUAACCACGACCCUGUUCUUCCUGUACUGAUAGCCAUAUCCGGACUCGCUACCGAGUUGCUUCAUUUACUUCAGCCAAGGAAGAAGUUUGGUAUCAACUGGGCCCCUAUCAUACGCCAGGAUAAAAUCACCUCAGCGUUCGAAUCACUUGACAAGAAGAGGAGAAUACUUCACUUAUACAUCUCCCAAGCGCACCAAGCGGCUCUCAUAGAUCUCCGGGAGACGAUCGACAAAUCGAACAUGGCGGCCCCUUCGGGAAGCUCCACGGGGAAAGCAACCCAAGGAUCACGCUCGUUUACGGUUGAAGACGUCGACGUUGAUGGUGUGAAUUCCAUAAUGACUGGUCAGCCCAAUCAAAAUGAACCCUUCGAUGAUGUCAGCAUCAAGAAGAUCAAAGUAGUUGGUGCGAACCAAUCAGGAAUUGGAGAGCGAGCGCCUGCCGACUGGAACAAACUCCAAGAGAAUCUCCUCGAGCAGAAACGUCUCGCGCACGAUGCCACACAACCUCCCACAGUUCCUGGCGCUACCACUCGAGUACCCACCGCCAAUGUGGUCCCUCUCGUACCAAAUGCUAACAUAACGCCUCCUGUGCCUAACGCCAAUGCGAGACCUCCCGUACUUGCCGCUGAACACGUCGCUGAAGUGGCAUACGGCCAGCAUCAAGAGGCAGGCGAUUCGAACAUGGAGUAUCGUGGUAGCAACGACGCGUACGACAACGACAGCGCAGUAUCUGUGACAGACCCACAAGAAGAGCGUUCAUCGACACAGCGCAAAUCCAGCAAGCAUGUCCACAAUUGA